Messenger RNA from Solea solea (common sole), 575 nucleotides. RefSeq names its product sulfotransferase 2B1-like. Gene Ontology annotation, molecular function: sulfotransferase activity. Gene Ontology annotation, cellular component: cytoplasm. The transcript has 3 exons. Bases 115 to 363 code for a protein of 82 amino acids. Lineage: Eukaryota; Metazoa; Chordata; Actinopteri; Pleuronectiformes; Soleidae. Gene Ontology annotation, biological process: sulfation. The record is from RefSeq and is a predicted model, not a curated record.
ACAACAUGACUGAAGCCGAGUUAUACACACUCUAUAAAGGAAUGUCUCUGUCAACACUGCUGAAUUCACCACAGAGCCUCACAUACUUCGAGUGAUUCACUUUCCGCCCAGAUCAUGUUGUUGGGACCUGAAGGACGCGAGAAGAUAGCAGAGCGCUGUUUGUUCCCGAACAUGAAACUCAACAAAAUGUCAAACUACUCAGACGUUCCUCAGGAGAUUAUGGACCAGACAAUGUUGGAAUUCCUCAGAAAAGGAAUCGCUGGCGACUGGAAAAACCAGCUGACAGCGGCAGAGGCAGAAUACUUUGACACAGUUUACAAAGACAAAAUGAAAGAUGUCAAAUAUACAUUUGUAUGGGACUAAAAAAGAACUUUAUAUUUCUAUUUUCACAGACAUAAAAUCUGUCUUUUGUUUUAUGUACUGUAAUAUUUUCUCAUUUAGUCCAGUUAUACAAAAUAAACCUUUCUGAAAUUAAGAGACUUGUAUUGUAAUGUAAUGUACAACCUGUAUUAUUGGUUUGUCUGAUGCACCACAUUUUAUGAAAUUUUUACUUAACAUAACCAUGAAAUAACAUA